Molecule: messenger RNA, 2361 nt
Organism: Lagenorhynchus albirostris (white-beaked dolphin)
Lineage: Eukaryota; Metazoa; Chordata; Mammalia; Artiodactyla; Delphinidae
Gene: ARSL
Product: arylsulfatase L
Exons: 11
Coding region: 516-2285 (589 amino acids)
Molecular function (GO): arylsulfatase activity
Source: RefSeq, a predicted model, not a curated record
UUUGAAGGCGGAUGCCAGAGGCGGCAGAAACAGGACGUUUCAGGACUGUUCCAGAGGGAUGUUCAAGGCAACUGCUUCCCUGCUUUGAGACACAGCCAGCAAAUGCCCCGUCUGAAUUGACCAAAGGCCAGGCGGGGUUCAACCUACUUGUGAAUGAAAGACUCCCUGUUUCCAGCAAGAGUUGUCAGAGAUCCCUCUGCAAGUGUUACAGUUUGUAAAUGAGAACAGAAGGGCUUCUGUAGAAACCCGAAAAGCGCAGACAGCAGACGCCAGGGACUUCCCGGCCCCUUCUCUGGACAACCUAACUUGGUUUCCGUACGAUCCUUGUUGCUCUGAAGAGUGAAUCAGCCGGCACAUGCGUGCACCGAAGAGAGGCCCUUGACUCAGAGUUGAGACCGUGUCUCCCGGCAAGAGGACCCAGAGGGCUGGUCCCCCCCGGAGAAGCAGCCGUUCGCUUACCUACAGCUGGCCUGGCCCAGAGACAGCCCUUCAGGAAAUACAAGGACAGAGAGGACAUGUUACAUCUGGAACACUCUUGCUUGUUUUUCAGGAGCUGGCUGGCUCUGACAGUCAGUGUGCUUCUGGAUUUGAAGCCCUCAGCUUGCCGCAGUCUAUCUGGUUCCCGUCCGAAUAUCCUUCUCCUGAUGGCAGACGAUCUCGGCAUUGGAGAUGUCGGCUGCUAUGGCAACGACACCAUAAGGACUCCGAACGUUGACCGCCUUGCCGCGGAUGGCGUGAUGCUCACCCAGCACAUCGCCGCGGCUUCCGUGUGCACGCCAAGCAGAGCCGCUUUCCUAACAGGCAGAUACCCUCUCCGAUCAGGUAUGGUGUCCAGUAAUGGUUACCGUGUUCUUCAGUGGACGGGCGUAUCUGGAGGACUUCCACCAAAUGAAACAACUUUUGCAAAAAUAUUGAAAGAUAAAGGCUAUGCCACUGGACUCAUAGGAAAAUGGCAUCUGGGUCUCAACUGUGAAUCCUCCGAUGAUUACUGCCACCACCCGCUCAGCCAUGGCUUUGACCAUUUCUACGGAAUGCCGUUUUCCAUGAUGGGAGACUGUGAGCCCGGGGAAAUGUCUGAAAAGCGCGCAGGCUUGGAGCAUAAACUCAACGUCUGCUCGCAUGUCAUGGCGCUGGCCGCCUUUACACUCACCGCUGGGAAACUCACUCGCCUGGUAGCGGGCUCCUGGACUCUGGUCAUCUGCUCAGCCAUUGUGGCCCUACUGUGCCUCACGACCUCCUAUUUCAUGGGUGCCCUGAUUGUUCACGCCGACUGCUUUCUGAUGCGAAAUCACGCCAUCACCGAGCAGCCCAUGUCCCUUCAAAGGACGACGGCUCUUAUGCUCAAGGAGGUCUCAUCCUUUGUCAAAAGAAACAAGCAAGGACCUUUCCUCCUCUUCGUGUCCUUUCUACAUGUCCACACCCCUCUCAUCACUACCGAGAACUUCCGAGGGAGGAGUCCCCAUGGGCUGUACGGGGACAACACAGAAGAGAUGGAUUGGAUGGUGGGGCAGAUCCUUGAUACCUUGGACACGGAAGGUUUGACCAACAGUACCCUCGUUUAUUUUACGUCGGAUCAUGGGGGAUCCUUAGAGGCUCAGUUUGGAAACCAUCAAUAUGGUGGCUGGAAUGGGAUAUAUAAAGGUGGCAAAGGCAUGGGCGGCUGGGAAGGUGGGAUCCGGGUCCCAGGGAUACUCCGGUGGCCCGGGGUGCUGCCCGCUGGCCGCCUGAUCCACGAACCCACCAGCCUGAUGGAUGUCUUCCCCACCGUGGUCCAGCUGGGGGGUGGCCAGGUGCCCCAUGACAGGGUGAUUGACGGCCGGGACCUGCUGCCCUUGCUCCUGGGGACAGCCCAGCACUCGGAGCACGAGUUCUUGAUGCAUUACUGCGAGAGCUUCCUGCACGCAGCCCGGUGGCACCAACGGAACAGAGGGGCAGUGUGGAAAGUCCACUACGUGACCCCAGUGUUCCACCCAGACGGAGCCAGUGCCUGCUACGGGAGAGGGGUCUGCCCAUGCUUUGGGGACAAAGUAGCCCAUCAUGACCCACCGUUGCUGUUUGACCUCUCGAGAGACCCUUCCGAGGCCCACGCCCUCACGCCAGACACGGAGUCCUCAUUCCAUGAGGUGAUGGAGAGAAUCACAAAGGCCGUGGAGGACCAUCGCCGGACGCUCAGCCCGGUUCCACUGCAGCUGGACAUGCCGGACAACCUCUGGAAGCCAUGGCUCCAGCCCUGCUGUGGUCGGUUCCCCCUCUGCUGGUGCGAUCGGGAAGCUGACCCACAGUAGCCGACCGCCCGGGAAAACUAGGUCCCCGCUCCCUAGAGAUCUCCGUUGGGGUCAAAAUAAAAUGGCCUGAAGACAA